Trametes versicolor FP-101664 SS1 is the source of this 1587-nucleotide messenger RNA. RefSeq lists its product as uncharacterized. The record is from RefSeq and is a predicted model, not a curated record. The coding region runs from base 1 to 1587 and encodes 528 amino acids. Lineage: Eukaryota; Fungi; Basidiomycota; Agaricomycetes; Polyporales; Polyporaceae. Gene Ontology annotation, molecular function: protein binding. The transcript has 3 exons.
AUGUCCGAACACGAGCCCAUGUCCUGCGGCCGCGCACUCUUGCCUCCAGAGCUCUGGGGCCUCAUUCUCAGUUACUUGUCGAAGAAAGACCAGCGGAGCUGUCUCUCGGUGUCGACAUCACUUUAUGUUCUGGCGCGCCGUCUCAUUUUCUCCCACAUAACCAUCCACUUCGGGAUGUGGACAAUAAGACAGUAUCACGUAGAAUCCGAGUUCCGACUCACUAAACGGAGAAAACUUGUCAAUGCAAUAACCCUGCAACGGAUUGCACGCUACCCUCGGUUCGCGCGGUUAAUCAAGAAGUUCUCCGUCCGCGCCCAAACCUUCGAUUCGGGAUUCCAAUGGAGUGCCAGCGAGUCGGCAUCCGCAAUUAAAAGAAUCAUUGUCGCGCUGAAAUCAAUUCCGCAUCUUCAGUCCUUUCAGUGGUACGGCUCAUAUCCACCGAUCCCGACUUCGGUGCUACAAGCUCUAGCGGAGACAAGUUAUGCAUCCACGCUCAAAGAGAUCAGCAUCUGUGGUAUACUCAGCUUCGAUGGGAAUGCCUCGCAAUAUCUCGCUCAGUUCAAGAGCCUACAAACGCUCUUGGUAGCAGGAAAUUCUAACCUCGACGAUUACGCUCAGCCAACCGCCCGGUUGAUGCUCAAGGAUUACGUCCCGCAUGUGCACCCCACUCUCCGCUACCUCACAUUGCCGGGGGACUCAUUAUGGCACGCCCCGCAACACGUGUUCUCUGGUCUGCACGAGCUCUCCUUGCACAAUCCGGCGAGCCUCGAGGACUUCAGCGUCAUCCUUCAGCACUGCUCGCAGCUGCAGACACUCAACCUCCGUAUCGACAACUGGGACUGCAGUGAUGAACUACUCGCUGCCCUGGAGGCCGCGCCAGACUCCCUCCCGCAUCUAACUUCGUUCAAGCUCCUUUGCGACAACGAUGUAUUUGACUUCGUACCUCUCACGCUCACUACAUUCUUCAAAAACAAGCCGAUGAUGCGGCGGCUCGACCUUAGGUUCGAACUCCUUUUCGAGGACGUGGACGAGCUCGCGUACUUCCUCGACAUAAUCGCGGGCUUGCCCCGGCUAGAGGUCAUCGGACUCAGGCUAGAAUGCGCAGACUUCACGCACGAGCAUCUUCAACUUCUCGACGCACGGCUUCCCCUUCACCUCUCCGCUCUGCUCUUGGCAUGGGCAUUCGAUCCAGAUUAUGGCUCAAACACCGUAGCGGAACGCGACUGGAUCGCCAUGGUGCGUCCCAAAGCCCCCUCGCCCGAUCUCUCUUUGACCGUGCCCCCAUUGGCACCCUAUCAGCUCAAGAGACGCCAGUCGCUGGGCUACUUCCACGUCUUGGACAACGCGGGCACUCUCGAUCUGCGCGACGCGCUGCUGCGGGAUCGCCCGCGCUCCCUGGAACUCGUUGGCUACGGAGGCUGCUUGUGCAGUAUCGAGCGCGACCCAGCGACCGGUGCGUCAUUCUACGGGACGCCCUGGACGGAGGAGGCGCUCGGCUUCGGGACUGCGGAGGACUUUGGGUGCGAUGAUUGGGAGUGGCUGGUGCGGUACCACAAAUGGGACGGGCUGGUCCGCUUCUGGGCUUGA